UUGAGCACCUCCUGAACUCUUUUCUCUUUCGUUUUAUUCUCUACUUUAUCUUCCCCUUUCUAUCUCUUCCAUACUAGUCCAUCCCAUCGCUGCUUUGCGCGACACACCUUCGUUAUUACCGACUAUACACAACGCCUUCAGAUCUUAUACUUAAUACCAUAAUCUGAUUACGAUCUCAACGCCGUCACUAUGUCUUUGACCUACUCCGACAACCUCGCCCCGCAACCUAUCACCGAUGUCUUCACCAACGACACAUGCAUCGACCGAAGACAGUGUCACCGGACGGUGCCCAUGAAGGUGCUCGCUCUCGGUGUGGGACGCACAGGAACGGCUUCGCUGCGGAUUGCCCUUGAGCGCUUGGGAUACCUCAAGUGUUACCACAUGAUGUCUGCGAGCAUGGAGAACCCUCCGGACUGCUUGAUGUGGCACGAUGCUCUUCUUGCCAAGUACGAUGGUGUUGGUGAAUUUGGUCGCAAGGAAUGGGAUCAGCUUUUGGGUGACUGCCAGGCUGUCUGUGACUGGCCUGCUUGUGCCUUUGCUAAGGAGCUUAUCGAGGCGUACCCCAACGCCAAGGUUAUCCUGACUACCCGUGAUGUGGACUCGUGGCAUGCUUCUGUUAUGAAGACCGUCUGGUGGCGUGUCUCCGACUGGGAACACAGCUUCGUUUCCAACUUCAGCUGGGCUGCUGGCAUGUACUACCCCAUGCUGAGCAAGUUCUUCCAAACCUUCUUCCGCGGCGACUUCCCCAACAAGGGCAAGCAGGUCUACGAGGACCACGUCGCUCAGAUCCGCAGUAUGGUGCCUCCCGAGCGUCUGCUCGAAUACCAGAUUGGCGACGGCUAUGGCCCGCUGUGCGAAUUCCUCGGGGAGGAGAUGCCCGACACCCAGUUCCCCCGUGGCAACGACAUGGCCGACUUCUUCAAGCGCUGCCGCGGCCGUAACAGGCGCCAGAUGAUGAACGCUGCUCUGCAGGCGUUCACCAUGGGCGGUACCAUCUUGGCCACUGGGUUGGCUGCCACUAUGGCCUUCAAGCGCUUUGCCCGCUGAGAGGUUGACGGGGUAUUGACCUCAUUGCCACUCAUUGGUAGUAUGCGCGGGCGUUGCUAUCAGUGGUGGCUGUUUUGCUACAUUUCUUGGAUAUCUUGCCACAUUGCUUUUUUUGGGACUGCGACUACCAUAUACGUAUAAUCUGGGCGAUGGCCAAUUGGGGUCAUUUAUUUUUGUUUAUCUUUCUUGUACAGAGAACUUU
Aspergillus glaucus CBS 516.65 is the source of this 1249-nucleotide messenger RNA. RefSeq names its product sulfotransferase family protein. Bases 190 to 1047 code for a protein of 285 amino acids. NCBI's taxonomy places the organism in Eukaryota, Fungi, Ascomycota, Eurotiomycetes, Eurotiales, Aspergillaceae. The record is from RefSeq and is a predicted model, not a curated record. The transcript has 3 exons.